AUGGGUCGGGCUCAGACCCGGUCACGCCGAAGGAAUGCUGAUGCGAUGACAUGGAAGGAAAGGUGGACAGUUUUCAAACACAACCGGCGAAAACCAGGAUAUUUGGAGUUGAUAAUCUACGGAGUACUCCUCAACCUUUUGGGAAUAGGUCUUCUUUUCAUAAAAUCAAUGCUGGACAAGAACGUCAUCGAAGCCGCUAUUCAGAAGCGAUUUGAGGAAGUUGGCCUUGUAACGAACGACACGAAGGUGGACAACGAGCCACUUUUUGAGGCAAACUCACUCGUCACCGUUCUCAUCACUAUUAUGGGAAGAAUGGCGAAUGUCGUCGGAACUAUGAAAAUGUACAAGGGACUCGGAAAGUUUUUCUCGGACAGAAAACGAAAGAAAUUCAGAAAAGCAACGGAGCGUGUUCAGAAUGGAGAAACUGAAGUAGAGUUUACCGAGUUGUUUACAGAAUGUUGCAUGUUUUAG
Messenger RNA from Haemonchus placei, 471 nucleotides. The record is from the annotation of a GenBank genome assembly. NCBI's taxonomy places the organism in Eukaryota, Metazoa, Nematoda, Chromadorea, Rhabditida, Trichostrongylidae.